Messenger RNA from Plasmodium fragile, 255 nucleotides. RefSeq lists its product as uncharacterized. The transcript has a single exon. Bases 1 to 255 code for a protein of 84 amino acids. The record is from RefSeq and is a predicted model, not a curated record. Lineage: Eukaryota; Apicomplexa; Aconoidasida; Haemosporida; Plasmodiidae.
AUGUUCAGAAAAUUCUACUUUUUUAAUAUCUAUUAUCAUGUCCAUAUAGAUGUACCAAAAUAUAUAUACAACCUCUCCGAUGGAAAUGUGUGCCCUUUUCAUCCAACAGAGAGCACGGAGUCCAUUGGGGAAUACCUCUGCAGUGACUUUCACAAAAAUAUCUCCUUCUACGCAGAUGUCAAUAACAAAUUAUUUGCCUUCAUAAAGGUAGACACAAAAAAAAAAGGAUACACAGAUUUAUUGACAAAAUUUUAA